Messenger RNA from Ciona intestinalis (vase tunicate), 1379 nucleotides. NCBI's taxonomy places the organism in Eukaryota, Metazoa, Chordata, Ascidiacea, Phlebobranchia, Cionidae. The record is from RefSeq and is a predicted model, not a curated record.
GAUCAUAUAAAUAUAUUUAUUAUUUCUCACAAUUUAUUAUAGUCCUCUUGUAAAACUCCAAGGUUUUUUUAAAACAUAAUAAUAAUUUUGUAUUCAAUUAUCUUAACACAAGUUGUUUGUUUAUUAAGUGUAGUGACCACCUGUUUAACCAUUCAGUUAUGUACAUUUUAUCAAAACAUUGUUUUAAGAACUGUUCUGUUGUGAUUCUAUUCUGUCAAUUAUUUUUGUGCAUCAUUUUUGAUUUCCUCAACCAUAAUAAAACAAACAAAUACAAGAUUGAUAUCCAAGUUACUGUGACUAAAUUUGAAAUAUAGUUUUACCAUUAUCUAAACUAACUGACGAUACAAGUUCCACGAAAACAAUAAAAAACUGCGGGUGUCAAUCAAUUAAGUGUUAAACCCACAACAUUACAAUAUAUAACUCUUGCUUUGGCCAAGGUAAUACUUGUCACGGACCUUUCUCAUGGGGCUGGACUAAAUUUUCAUGAGAAACAAUUUCUUCGGCAAUCGUACCCCAAAUGAUUAAAAACAUAAACUCUUCAGUUGAAAGUUGAUAAAGUAAAAAGCAGUGGCCUAUUUAAGCACAUGGGAGAUGAGAUCAUGAAUAUGUACACAAUACACCAGACAGAUACUCACUUUGAACUGCAAACUGUUGAUCUUGAAAAAUGGACAACGAUUAUCGAGCUAGAAACGAAAAUGUACGAGCAAUAGCAUUUAAUAGCAUUCUGGCAGCAUGCGACCAAAAUGAAGAAAUUUAUUCUAAUGAGCCGAGACAAGAAAAUGCAGGAGCAAGGCAAAACAAUGUACAACCUGCUCAAAACAAGCGGCAUUCUCAAAAAUUUUGGAAGAUAUUUGCAUCCAUUAUAUUUGUGGUGAUUAUAACAGUUAGUGCUGUUGUUAUUCACUACACCCUUGCAAAUAAAGCUGCAGUGGAUUGUACAAGCACUACAUCACAGAAUUCAGGGGAUAAAGUUACAACCACAACAACUACCAAUGCUCCAACAAACACUGGUACCUAUGGAACAUUAACCAACCCAGCUCUCUCGUGCCUGGAUAUAAAGAACACAUCAGGAGUGACCAAUGAUGGAUAUUACUUCCUACAACCAAGCGGCACUGUUGUACCAUUUCAGGCAUUUUGUGACAUGACAACAUCUGGUGGUGGUUGGACAUUAGUAGCAUCCGUUCAUGAGAAUGAUAUUAUUGGAAAAUGCACAACUGGAGAUAUGUGGUUCAGUAAUGACCUACCACGAUACUCACUAUUUUCAAGGAACUGGGAGAACACAAACUUAUUUGGAAAAGCAGACAAAGCCACUUCAGCUGAUUAUAAGAAUAUUGGAUAUUCAUCUAUUAAGGUUUGAUAAUAAGCUGUUAAUUAUAAGU